AUGGCGUUCAAGAAAAACCAGUCUUCCCUACGCGCUUCGCGACUAGAAGAGCAGGCGUUAUACAACCCGAAACCUAUCCCCGAACCCACGGAUGCAUCUAUUACCGAUCUCAAGACAACCACCGAUCGCAUGAUUACGGUCUUAUGGACCGCCGACCACGGCUGGGCCAACCCCAAGCUGGUACCAUAUGGGCCUCUAUCCUUGAUGCCUACAGCAAGUGCGUUACAGUAUGCGACCGAGUGUUUUGAGGGCAUGAAGCUCUUUCGUGGCCAUGAUGGCCGUCUUCGCCUGUUCCGUCCUCUUUACAACUGUCAGAGAAUGCUAGCCUCUGCUGAACGUAUCUCGCUACCUGGAUUCGAGCCAGAGGAGUUGCUAAAGCUGAUUCAUCGACUCUGUGCCUUGGAAGCGCCGAAGUGGCUGCCAAAGGACCGUGCCGGUACAGCCCUAUACAUCAGGCCAACACUGAUUGGUACUGACAGCAGCCUGGGUUUCAAAGUUCCCGAGGAGGCUCAGCUUUGUAUUUUCAUGCUGUACUGGCCCUCACCUAGCUUGAAAUCUGAAUCUGUCCCAUCGACCACCAGUCGUUGGAUGAGACUCGUUACUAGUAGUGAAUCCGCUGUCCGGUCAUGGCCUGGCGGCACUGGAACAGCAAAGAUUGGAGGCAAUUACGGUCCAACACUCUUGGAGCACAACAAGGCAAGGUCUAGAGGAUAUGACCAAGUCUUAUGGCUUUAUGGCCCAGAUCGCUGCGUCACAGAGGCUGGUUCAACCAACUUCUUCGUGCUCUGGAGGACGCCUAAAGGACAAUUGGAGCUAGCCACAGCCCCCCUCGAUGAACAGGGAUUGAUUCUCGCAGGGAACACACGUCAAACGAUACUGGAGAUGUUCAACACUUGUUUUUCGUCGCAAGAGUCGAGCUUGCUCGAGCCGUGCAACGUGGCGGAAAAGAAGAUUUCGAUUUCAGAGAUUGAGCGCGCUGUUGGAGAGGAUCGCGUCCUCGGCGCUUUCGCUGUAGGAACGGCAGCGUGGAUCCAGGAAGUGAAGGAGAUUGGCCACAACGGUCGGGAUAUUCGCAUCAAUGUGGGCAAGGCGCCCCAUAUCUCAUUUGUACGCGAGCAACUUGCGGCGAUAUUGCUAGGAGAGAUUGAAAGUCGUUGGGUUGAAGUCGUAGAAGAGGCUUAG
Molecule: messenger RNA, 1182 nt
Organism: Alternaria burnsii
Lineage: Eukaryota; Fungi; Ascomycota; Dothideomycetes; Pleosporales; Pleosporaceae
Product: branched-chain-amino-acid aminotransferase
Exons: 1
Coding region: 1-1182 (393 amino acids)
Biological process (GO): L-leucine biosynthetic process; L-valine biosynthetic process
Cellular component (GO): mitochondrion
Molecular function (GO): branched-chain-amino-acid:2-oxoglutarate transaminase activity
Source: RefSeq, a predicted model, not a curated record